This is a messenger RNA of Hyalella azteca, 4735 nucleotides long. It is a transcript of the gene ida, whose product is annotated as anaphase-promoting complex subunit 5. The transcript has 17 exons. The record is from RefSeq and is a predicted model, not a curated record. Gene Ontology annotation, cellular component: anaphase-promoting complex. Gene Ontology annotation, biological process: positive regulation of mitotic metaphase/anaphase transition; protein K11-linked ubiquitination; anaphase-promoting complex-dependent catabolic process. The coding region runs from base 179 to 2668 and encodes 829 amino acids. NCBI's taxonomy places the organism in Eukaryota, Metazoa, Arthropoda, Malacostraca, Amphipoda, Hyalellidae.
CAAAUUUAAAAACAUGUAAAAUUAAAAAAAAUGUUUGUUUCUUCAUUCUGCUUCAAAAGUUCAAUUCAAGUACCUAUUGGAACAAUUUCAGAGUCUGCAAAUAACAUAUUAGCAAUAUAUUAAAGUGCUGUUAUGCAGUCAUAAAAUAAUAAUAAUUUGUGGCAAAGUAUGAGUAAAAAUGUCUGGGCGGGAAGCUGCUACUGAUCACAGACCAAAGAGUUCAAAUCUCGUAGAUAAUAAUUUUGGACCCAUUCGAGAGGUUCUUAGCCCUUGCAAAAUUGCUGUGCUUCUAUUCAUUGAAAAAUACAAUAGAAUUGGACUUAAGUAUGGUGAAGGACUCAUUUCUGGUGGUUGUGCUGAUAGAAUUGCCACUGCUGCUGAGAGGAAGUCAACAGCAAGACUACUUUUUGAACUAAUCCAGGGAGGAGAUUUGCAGUUUUCAAAUCUAUUGAAGCUUGUGGAAAACAAAUGUUUUGACAGACAACAUGUAGAAGCAUGGAAGAGAGCUAUGAAGCAUGUGGUGGAGGAGGGCGUAGAGGGGCUACAGUGUUUGUUUGACACGGUGCACAAAGCUGUGCUGCAGGACGGCCUUGACUCACUGCCCUGUCUCUGGACCAGCAUUGUUGGGCUGUACUUGCGGCAGAUGAAUCUCCUGUACAAACGCUUGUCUAUCGUUGAGGUGGUGACUCUGCACUCUCUGUUUGUUCAGUACUGCACAACUUUACCAAAGAUGGACUGCAACAACAGCACCGAGUCCAAGUCUGCCUUCAGCCUGCCAACAGCCCUGGACAUCUCCAUGGCCUCACCUCCAUCCUCCCCUUCGCUCCCCUCAAACUCGCAAUUCGUUGACAAUAACCAAGAUAUUUCUGAUCUCAAAGCCGCAACCCGCAGCCUCGGAGAUGUCAGAGACAUUAGCCUGAGCAACGCUCCACACGUCCUCAGGAGAGACUUGCUGCUGCAAGAGAGCGAGUGCGCAUGGAGCAUCCAGCAGGCAGAGCAGCUGAUUGGCGAGCAGACUAGGCUGCUGGAGUUCAAUGAGUCCUCAGCGCUGCCUGCUAGGGAACUGCACACCAUCCUGCAGCGCAUCCUUACUGUGCACCCCCAGCUCAGCUCUGCUCAUUACCUGUCGUGCCUGAAUUUCCUGCGCGUGAACGAAGCGAAAGGCGCGAUGGAGAGCCUUGCUGCCGCCUAUGACUGUCAGCAGGUGACCCGAGCGACGCCGCGGUCGCUGCGGUACGCUGCUCUCAACAUGGCUGCCCUCUACUCACAUUUCGGCAGCAGGUCUGUGGCGUUGCGGUGCGUGUCAGAAGUGAUCGCACACUCGCAGGAGGCGUCUGACAACACUUGCCUGCAGCACGCGCUCGCCUGGCUCUACGUGCUCGCUCCCACUCACAAGCGAGAGGCGCUGGUGCAGAGCGCCGUGCAGCGUUCAGCGAGUCUGCAGCUGCCGUACCUGAGCUGGCUCAGCUUAGUUAACCAAGCCGCGCUACCUUCACUUAAGCCGCCAGCUCAGAGGCUCCAGAUGUUGGUGUCGCGAGUGGACGGUUGUGUGGGCGUGUGUGGCGGAGGAGUGGGCUGUGUGGGCGGCGUGUGGGCAGUGGAGGCAGGCGUGUGGUCCCAGUGGCUGGGUAACAGCAGCAGCAUGUCUGUUGUGUGCAGUCAGCUGGUCCUACAUGCACCACCUGUCUUGCCCGCCUCACCAUCUGUGCCUUACGCGUCCAGCCAGACGGCCGCCGCUCUCUGCAACAUCGCUGCCUCGCUCGCUGAUGCUGGCGAAUACAGCGCUUGUGAGGCGCUACUGUCCCGCGCACAGGCGCUCUUCAGCAGCGGCAGCGCACACUCGCGACACGUGCGCCUCACGCGCGCCCACGUCUCGUGCUCGCGCUUCGCUCUGCUCGGCAGCUACGCGCAGGCGCUCACCGCCCUCGCUCCUGUCGCCGCGCAUGAAACUGCUUACUUUAAAAUCAGGUCGUGCGAGGUGGCGGUGGCGCAGGGAGAGUCUGAGUGCGCCCUGCAGCUCGUCACGGAGCUCCUCAGCUCUCAGGAGGUCGCUGAGAAACCUCAGCUCCUCGUGCAGGUUUAUCUGUUGUAUUCUUCAGCGCUGUGCAUUGCCGGCAACUGCAGCGGGGCGCUGGACACUCUCGUGAACGCCGUGUCCCUGGCGCUUGAGAACCACCUGGCGCUGCUGCACAGCCUGGCCACGCUGCAGCUUAUUGCUGUACAGCUGCAACUUGGUCUGCUGUCUUCUUCCUCGCCCUCGAAGAGCUAUGAGAGACUCAACAACCCCAGCAUUCAUGCUUACAAUUUCUACAAUGUGCCGCAAGGAGUGGACGCAGAUUCGAUUGACAGAGCUCUAUCCAUCGUCAUGGCGAGCGGCUCCCUCUACGACCAGGCGAGAUCGCUGCUGUUGCUGGCCAAACUUAGGAUCCUGGCGUGCGGCGGCCGUGCUGAAAAGUUGUGUCGCGUUGGUGCAGAUCUGGAGCGCGUCAAGAACAUGUUUGUGAAGGUGGAAGCGCAACAUAGGGUCAGAGACACGCUCUAUCUUAGCAGUCGCGUGUGGCACGCCGCUGGUCAACUGGAGGCUCGCAACAAGUGCGCGCUCGAGUUCCGGACGCUGGAGCAGGCGCUGCCCUGCAAAAAUAUCCUCCCUCCAACUCCCAUAUUUUAGGCUCGAAAAUCCCAUGUUAUUCUGUAGCUCUGAACUGCGAUUGCUUUUGACGCGCGUUGAAAUCUGUUGUGGGUGUUUCGAUGAACUAGCCUUUGAACGAGGUUUUGAGGAGAAUGAAUCUGAUGUGAUCAUGUGAAAGGAAUAUGAUAUGAUAAUGUGAAAGGAAUCUGAUAUUUUCAUAUGUAAUGAAUAUGUUAUAAUCAUGUGUAAGAAAUCUGAUAUUUUCAUGUGAAAUGAAUCUGAUAUGAUCAUGUGAAAGGAAUUUGAUACUUUCAUGUUAAUCUGAUGUGAUCAUGUGAAAGACCUCGCGUUCUGAGAUCUGAGGUUGAAAGUGAUGGUGGUAAAUUGACCAUAUGUGCCGUCCUGAGUUGGUUAAUCCUGUAAUUUAAUUCGCUUUCCUAUUGGUGACGAAUUAUCGAUUGGCUGGAAUUUAAAUCUAUAGCACUCUUAUUAAGCAUACGUUUGUCUGCUGUUUCUAGCGUCGAAUUGUAUAAAGUUUAUGUAGGUAUUAUUGUAUAUUGAUUUCAGUUCCUCAAAUGUUCUUUUAAUUAUUUAAAAUAUUUUGUUUGAUUUUUUUAAUUGACCUUCCGCGUUGACGCCGAAUGGAUUGACCGAGCCUAAUGAAUAGAACGCCGUUCACCAUCCACUCACGCCAUUCUCUGUAGUCUUAAUUUCUAUGCCACAAAUGCGUCGCCCCCUUUAAGGUUAACCAAGGAGCGCCGACUGAGCAUCUAAGCAAGAACAAUCAACAAUCAGUUAACACGAGAAGCUAAUCAGUCAUAAGUGACCUUGUAGAAUAAAUCUUGAUAGAUUAUAUUGUCUGUUACGCUAUUUAUUGAUGUAAUCCAUUGUACUCACCAAGCGACCAAUCAAAAUGUAUUAGCCUUCGUUGAUUUUUUGAAAGUUUCGUCAAACGAACCAUUUAAAAACACUGCACAAUUCUCUCCGAAAGCAACUCAAUAAAUGACUAACGCCGUUGAUGGAGUACAUCUUACAUAUUUGAACUGUACAUCACACUAGUCGCGCUCCAACGUCCGUACCCGCUCUGUUUCUCAUGACUGCAGGCUUCUAGGCGUGACCACUCUUAGUAAGAUGACAGCAAGGAAUACGGGGUUUGAGCCCCAGCAAGCUGAGAAUUUCCCGUGAUGUUAUUUCUAAGUUCGACCAUUCCCUGUCUGACGGGAGCCAUGAGUCGUAGGUUCGAGCCUUAGCAAGUUGAGAAUAAUUCUUAAUCUCGAUCGUAAUUCUUUUUGCUACCGUUUUUCAACACUCCAAACAGUUGUUUUUCUUGCUUUAUUUCUCAUGUCCGAUCUAAGGGGAAAUUUUUGUAAACGUGAUCUGACGAAGCUGAUUUUCUACCUAAAUCUGGUUCCUUUUUUUUUUCUGCGGUUAAAGACUGGGAAUUUUAAGUUUCGACUUUCAAAAAAAUUAAAUUUCAGUGUGUUCUACAAAUGAUAAUCUUAUAGAAUAUGUACAGUUAAACUCGCUUACAACCCGCUAAUAUGAAGUAUCUACGCUUAUGAACGAAUGUACCAAAACUUUGAUGAUUCAAUCAGAUCACCCUUGUCAGACUGCUUAAUUUGACGUUAUCAUCGUACCGAGUUCAGGUAUAAUUGUUCCUAUGCAAUACUACACGGUUUAAAAUUCCAGGUUUGGGUCGGAAAGUCUUGGUUAUCUUUUCAUGACGUGACUGUUUUUGCAAUUGUUGUUUCCUUGUAGCUCUGCUUCUGUGGCUGUUAACAAAACAUUCUGCAAGUUUAGUGCACGAGGUCGCGCCAAUUGCAUCUGCGGAUCUUAUUUUUUACUUUGCGAAGCAAUUUACUUUGUCUGAAUCAUUUAAGGUUUAAGAAAUAUAAAGAUUUGAUUAGUAGGAUUCAAUCAAAAUUAUUAAUUAAUCCUAAUUAUUAAUUAAAUCCUACUAAUCAAGAUUAGUAGGAUUUAAUUUUUCACUUUCCAUCAUCGCUUCAACGGCAAUUAACAAAAUUUCAGUAAUUUCUCGAACUUGAAGCCAAACAUUUCACAACAAACUUUUUCAAUCAUUUGAUUUAAAAAAAUAUAACUCAGUAC